AUGGUCAAAAUCGUACUCGCUGGAGGGUCCGGAAACGUGGGCCGGGAACUUCUCGAAGCGCUUCUAGUCAGAAACAAGCACGAGAUCAUUAUUUUCUCAACAAAGGACGCUCCCGAAAAAGAAAUCGCACCAGGAGUCAAAUGGUUCAAGGCAGACUACCAAGACGUCGAUCAGCUAGUGAAGCUCUUGGAAGGUGUCCGUACUGUCCUAUCAUUCAUGUCUGUCUCGCCGGGAGCGGUUGAGGCUGGAACCCGAGGGCAAAUAAACUUGAUUGACGCUGCAGUCCGCGCUGGUGUGAAGCGCUUCGCACCUAGCGAAUGGGCAUCCUCUAAACUCGACAAGUUUCCCUGGUAUGACUUUAAGCGAGUGGCUCGGGAGCAUUUGGCCGAGAUCAACAAGGAUAAAAAGGUCAUCGAGUACACGCUCUUUCAGUACGGACUCUACGCCAACUACAUGACUUACCCGUACAAUUCAUCCAAGCAUAUCACCAUGUUUGAACCGAUCAUCAACUUCAAUGCCUGUCGUGCUCUCGUCAUCGAUGACGGCGACGUUGUCUUCUCUCUCACCACAGCACAGGAUGCGGCCAAGGUCACUGCUCUGGCUCUGGAGUAUGAAGGAGAAUGGCCCGUUGUCAGUGGUAUCAAGGGCGCAGACAUCACAAUGAAUGGUCUAGUGGCACUUGGAGAGAAAAUCAGAGGUAAACCAUUUACUGUCGAACACCUCAAGAAGGAGGAUCUCCUCGCUGGCGAAGUCAAGGCUUCGUGGUGCCCAGUGCCAGAGCAUCCAUCUAUUCCCGUCGCCAUUCGCAAAGAGCGUGCGCCCGAGAUGUUGAGGUGUCUAAUGCUUGGAUAUAAGGAUGGCGCGUUUCAGGUUUCUGAUGAGUGGAAUAAGCUGUUGCCUGACUUUAAGUUUACUCAGCCUGAAGAAUUCCUAACUGAAGCUUGGGCUCGUAUCGAUGCGGGUGAGAAGAGUGUAUUCACUGACUAUUGA
Messenger RNA from Fusarium pseudograminearum CS3096, 990 nucleotides. RefSeq lists its product as uncharacterized. The coding region runs from base 1 to 990 and encodes 329 amino acids. The transcript has 6 exons. The record is from RefSeq and is a predicted model, not a curated record. NCBI's taxonomy places the organism in Eukaryota, Fungi, Ascomycota, Sordariomycetes, Hypocreales, Nectriaceae.